AUGCCCUCCAGCCACCGGAAAACUCCUCUUUCCGGCGAAGAAUCGAGCAUGGCCGGAUCAAGCGGACGCGUCCUCAACACUCUCCUUGAAUGUGAAGACCAACCUAUGCGAGAUAUCAUCCAGACCGCCGCCGCCGGAGCCAAAAACCUCAGCGACGCGAAUAUCGUGAAUCUCAUCUGCUCCGGUUUCCCUGAUGUGAAAUUCUCCCGCCGCAACCGCAACCUCCUAAUCGAACGCGUCGCCAAAAUCUCUCCGCUCUCGUGCAGGAUAGAGAGCGCCGCGGACGAGCCAGAAGCGAAACGUCCGAAAAUUGACGACGGACAGAAUGUUAAUAGGCAAAUUGAGGUAGCUAGGGCUUCCACUUCAGCUAGUAGUUCAGAUUCUAACGGUAGGGAACUCUGUUCUGCUAGGAGGGUUGCGAAUGGGUGUGGUGAGUGCUGUCUUGGCUCGGAGAUGUUGGAGGAUCUGAAAAACGCUGUGAUUGUGCCUAUGCGCCAGUUAAAACUACGGCAUUACUUUGUAGGCAAACCUACGACCGCAAUUCUGUUGCAUGGGCCACCUGGCUGUGGGAAAACCAUGUUGGCUCGAGCCAUUGGAAAUGAGGCUCGAAUGCCGUUUUAUGAAACAUCUGCUGCUGCCCUAAAGUCUGGAGUUUCAGGUGUCCUAGAGUUGUUCCUUAGUGCGUACAAGAACGCACCAUCUAUUGUGUUCAUUGAUGAAAUUGAUGCAUUGACUUCAGAAAUGGGAAGUUUGUCGCAAUGCCCAGUAAGACAGUUGAUUGCUUGCAUGAACACACCUGUGAAUGACGGUUCUGAUUCUGAAAGAUCUAAUAGUCGACCUGGCAGCUAUGUGCUGACAAUUGGAGCAACCAAUAAGCCUAAUGCUCUAGACCUUGCCUUAAGGCAGCGGUUUGAUCGUGAAUUUUUUUUAGAUGUUCCGAGAAAAGAUGAGUGA
Messenger RNA from Salvia hispanica, 954 nucleotides. The record is from RefSeq and is a predicted model, not a curated record. Lineage: Eukaryota; Viridiplantae; Streptophyta; Magnoliopsida; Lamiales; Lamiaceae.